AGGAGGAGGGCGCUCGAGGCGACAGCACUGCAGACGCCAUUAUCCUCUGUGUUUCUCUACGGCAUCGACCUUUGUCGGCUGGCGUUUCGCUUGCUCUUAAACCUACAGGCUACUGCAGCACUAGGGUGUCAGUUGUUGAUCCCGCCCAGAACACUUCAGUUCUGCCCUUCAAGGAUAUAUAAUACUGAUUGUCUACCCAUUUAAUCUGAGAAAAUGGAGACUGAGCAGCCAGAAGAAACCUUCCCCAAUACUGAAACCAAUGGUGAAUUUGGUAAGCGCCCUGCUGAAGAUAUGGAGGAGGAGCAGGCCUUUAAAAGAUCUAGAAACACUGACGAGAUGGUUGAACUGCGCAUUUUGCUUCAAAGCAAGAAUGCUGGAGCAGUGAUUGGGAAAGGAGGCAAAAAUAUUAAAGCACUUCGUACAGACGUAAGUAUUCAAGACUUUAAUCUACUAUUCGUUCAGCUUCUGUUUAUGUGUUGCUAGAAAUUUUGAAAUUCAAUCAUAGGCUUCAUUUAAUAGUCUAGGUACAAGCCAUUUAUAAUGAAUUUUUUUAUAUAGAAGACUUUCAAGUUUUUGCCAUUCCUGUUACAAUUAAA
Gracilinanus agilis (Agile Gracile Mouse Opossum) is the source of this 596-nucleotide messenger RNA. Its product is annotated as heterogeneous nuclear ribonucleoprotein K-like. Lineage: Eukaryota; Metazoa; Chordata; Mammalia; Didelphimorphia; Didelphidae. The coding region runs from base 214 to 483 and encodes 89 amino acids. The record is from RefSeq and is a predicted model, not a curated record. The transcript has 5 exons. Gene Ontology annotation, molecular function: RNA binding.